AUGGACGAGGAGGAUUUCCUGGAGGCAGCAAGGAUGGGUGCCUUCGAUGACGAAGGCAAACGCAGUGGCAAAGGGAAGAUGAGUGAAGGCAAGGGAGGAGGACGAUGCCCCGUGUGUAAGAAGAGCCUAAGUGAAGACCGCCUUAGCGGGAAGCACAUGUGCAAGAUCGUUGCGACGUUUCAUUGCUGUGGGAAGUGGACUAGCCACUCUGGACGCCACAACCUCGAAGAGGGUCGAGUCAUGGGUCAGCGAUGCAAGCAGUGUGGUGAAUAUGGCACUCCGUCGGAGAAGUUCAUGCUGGCUGAUGGCUUUAGCGGCGAUGGCUUUGAAAAGAAGCCGCACCGGGGAGAUCUUUGUGAAGCCUGCGAGCGCUAUGGCAACUGUCGAGGUGUGUUCUCUAACCCCUUUGAGAUAUCCAUGGCUAUGCAGCUGAUGUACGACCAGCCCGCGCAGUGGAGGCUUGUGACAGCUUUUCCCUGGGAAAUUUUGACAGUUGUGCUGCUUCCCUUCGCUUGCUUUCAAAACUAUACUUUUCAAGGCUACCUUCAACCAGACAACACCUACGGCCGUCGCGAGACGGCGGUCCUGCCAGCUAAGUGGCAGCAGGCCCCCUUAGCUCCAACGCCGCCAGGUCGCUUGCUGCCCAUGCCUGCAGAGAAGGCGGCGCCUUUGGAGCCCUGCGUGGCAUGUUGGCUCCUGGACACCUACGGCCCACUGGAAUCAUCGUCCUUCUUGGAGGAUCGACAGCUCUUCCAGGAGCUCCAGCACUUCGGGGAAGAGAUGAAGCGUAACGACUUCCUCCGCGCGACGCAGCAGCGCGCGGCGUACGUUGCCAAGAAGGCAGCGGUGGCCCGCGAGCUGAGAUGGCGUCACAACGAGCGGCAUCGUCACUGA
This is a messenger RNA of Symbiodinium natans, 894 nucleotides long. The record is from the annotation of a GenBank genome assembly. NCBI's taxonomy places the organism in Eukaryota, Dinophyceae, Suessiales, Symbiodiniaceae.